ACGCCGGAAGCCGCUAGUUGCUCCGUAGCGGCCGAAGGGGCGGGCUCCAGGGCUGAGGGACGAUUAGCUGCUCGCGGCUCGCGCGGCGGUGCAAGAUGGCGGACAUCUCCCUGGACGAGCUCAUCCGGAAGCGAGGGGCUGCGGCGAAGGGGCGGCUCAAUGCCAGACCAGGAGUUGGAGGUGUCCGAUCUCGUGUUGGGAUCCAACAGAGCCUUCUCGGCCAGCCAGCACGCACAGCCACCUUCCAGCAGAGAUUUGAUGCUCGGCAGAAGAUUGGCCUCUCAGAUGCCCGGCUCAAGCUGGGAGUCAAGGAUGCCCGGGAAAAGCUUUUGCAGAAAGAUGCCAGGUUCCGGAUCAAAGGGAAAGUGCAAGAUGCCAGAGAGAUGCUGAAUUCCCGCAAACAGCAGAGCACGGUGCCCCAGAAGCCCCACCAGGUGGCUGAUGCCCGGGAGAAGAUCAGCUUGAAGCGGAAUUCCCCUGCUGCCUUCAUGAGCCCACCCAUCGGGACAGUGACCCCUGCUCUGAAGCUCACUAAAACCAUCCAGGUUCCACAGCAGAAGGCCAUGGCACCAACUCAUGCCCAUCCUGCUGGAAUGAAGAUCAACGUCGUCAAUAACCACCAGGCCAAACAGAAUUUAUAUGACCUGGAUGAAGAUGAUGAUGUUAUAGCUCCCAUUCCUAGUAAACAGAUGAAAUUCGCAGCCUCAGGCAGCUUUCUCCACCACGUGGCUGGGGUGAGCAGUUCCAAGCUUUCCAUGUCCAAGGCCCUUCCUCUCACCAAAGUGGUUCAGAAUGAUGCAUACACAGCUCCUGCUCUCCCCUCCUCUGUUCGAACAAAAGCCUUGACCAACAUGUCCCGGACGUUAGUGAACAAGGAGGAUCCCCCCAAAGAGCUGCCGCCUGCUGAGCCUGUCCUCAGCCCUUUGGAAGGCACCAAGAUGACCGUGAAUAAUCUGCACCCUCGAGUCACCGAGGAGGACAUUGUUGAGCUUUUUUGUGUUUGUGGAGCCCUGAAGCGAGCUCGGCUGGUCCAUCCUGGGGUAGCAGAGGUGGUCUUCGUGAAGAAGGAUGAUGCCAUCACUGCAUAUAAGAAGUAUAACAACCGGUGUCUGGAUGGGCAACCAAUGAAAUGCAACCUCCACAUGAAUGGGAAUGUUAUCACCUCAGACCAGCCCAUCCUGCUACGGCUGAGCGACAGCCCCUCAGUGAAAAAGGAGAGUGAGCUGCCUCGCAGGGUGAAUUCUGCCGCCUCAUCCAACCCUCCUGCCGAAGUGGACCCUGACACCAUCCUGAAGGCACUUUUCAAGUCCUCAGGGGCCUCUGUGACCACACAGCCCACAGAAUUCAAAAUCAAACUUUGAGCUGGGGAGCGAGACAGCCAGAAGCGGGGGCAGAGGAGGGUGGCUCUGUUUCCCAAAACAAAGCUUGUGACCUAUGGGCCAUUGGACUGGAGGCCCCUGAGCGUGGGAAGGGUCGCCGGGGAUAGAGAGCUUCCUCACUGGAUGGUACCCGCCUUUCUGUGUUGUGUUCUACCCUGUGCUCUUCUGUAUGUUAACAUUUCCUGUAGUAUGUCUCUUCUCUCUCCACCUCAUCACCAAGGUAAGCUUGUGUUGCUCAGAGUGUCUCCCCCUAAACUCAGCCCUAAAUUGUUUUUUUCUAUCUAUAAAUGGUGCCCUGAAUUCUCUGGGUGGCCUUCUUGAGGCCCAAUGGAAUGCAGACCAGGGGCUGUUUGAAGGACACUGCUCUUUCUUCAGGGGUGAGGGUUUGACUCCCCUUUCUCUUUUUUAAACUUUUCGAAGUGGGGAAUGGAAGCCCCUACCAUCCUAAUAGGAACCAGGUCAGCUCAAGAUCUCUGCCGCUCACUCUCCUGGUCAGUGGAGGUGGCCUAGGUGGGGAUCAGGUCACAGGCCCCUUGUCCUCUCACCGCAGUUGGCUCCAGACCAGUGUGGUCUGGAGAGGAUCCUGUGGCAAGGGCAGGGUGAGACUUGCUUCGCUAGGAAGAGUGCACCGCUGGCUCUUGGUUUGGGGGACCUGUACUGUCUCUGUCAACCUAGAGUAAAUUCUUGAGUUCACACUCCCCUCUUCCCUUGCAUUGUGCCGAGUGCCCCACCCCAGCUCUCUUGGCCUUCUGGGUGUCACUGCUGGGAGGGGCUUUCAUCAUUAGCCUGCCAUUUCUCAUGCAGUACAGCAUUGUCACACCCUGGUUUUGGUGCAAAUGCCAGCUCUCUGCUAGUUGGGUGUUUCAAAGGGUCUGCCUCCCGUUCUGUGACUCUGUGGGUCUGGGGGGUUAUUUGAAUAGGAGUUGUUGACUUACUGCUAGAUUUUUUCUUCUGGCCUUAGGUACAGGAACAGGACAAUAGUUAGGGAUGCUUAGAGGCGGCAUAUAUCCAGCAGCCACCAGGGGGCACUGCUCCACUGUUGUGAGGGACCCACCCUGACCGGGAGGGUAUUUUCCUGCCUUGGCAGUCGGGGUAGGGGAGCGAUGGGUGGUGGGGAGGGAGGUGAAAGAGCAAAGCAGCCUUUCCAGGCAAGCUGGUGAGUUGUUCCCUCAGUAUGGUUCCAGGCAUUUGGGGCAAAACUGUAGAACCUGGGGCAGCCCCAGAAUAUACCAGCACAGCAUCGCUCCAGUGACAUUCAUUCUCAGUUUCCUGCCGGUUUGUUGGGACUGUAAAGGGAAGCCAGCCUAGCAGAGCUGGCAUGUUUUGGGGAGCGGGAUUCUGAGAGGGCUACAGAUCAGUAGCAGGUGGUAUGGAAGGCACAAGCCUAGAAAGCAUAAACGGGACCUGAGACACUAAGGAUCUCUCGUGACCUACUUGGGGCCAGUCCAGUGAAGAAAAACCUGGAAACUCAUGUUUCCACAAAGUUAAAUCUGUCAAGCAGGGGGGACCCAGGGUUUGAACCGAGCUCAGUCCUCCAGGUCUGAGGUUGCCCAGGCCUGGGAAGCCCGAGGAAUCUGCCUGUUGCUGCUCCACUUUCUAGUACUUUAAAGAAGGCUGCUUUCGUUCCCUUCUCCCUCUUUGAAUGGGUGCAAACUUAGUUCUCUUCAGCAGCUGGGAGACACGCCUCCUACACUUUACCCUCCUUGGCCCCAGAGAAUGUCCAUAAGACACUAGGACCUGGUUUCGCAGGUACUGGAGACAGAUCACUGCGUGGACUCUGCUUUCGGGAGGGACGGUACGUAUCCCGACUGCAUGGCUUUAUCUUCCUGUCUCCCCUCCAGUACCAUGCCAGGCUGCUCUGCUUAUCACAGGGUUUCAGUGAGCCCACCUGCAGCUGCCUGGCCAUCUGGGCCCUGUCCUCUGGCUGGCCAUAUGGUACAUUGCAGGGCAGAGCCUGUUUGCCCCCCUGUUCUACAGGAUGGCAUCGUGGGAAACAGAAGGUGGUAGGCCCGUCCUUGUGUCCUUCACCUCCCACUCCCCUGCAUUCCCCAUCUGUGUCUCUCUUGUUCAGAAGGAGAGGAAGAGGCAUUAAGGGAUGGAGGAGACUGUGUUACCCAUUUCUGAAUAAACAUUUGUUAUUCCUACUUUAGAGCUGUCAUUUCUCAAAAGAUUAUGCUAAGAGGCCUCAUGGAAUUUGGCACAAGGAAACGAGGAUUUACCUCUGCUUUACGGCUCACCAGCUAUGACCUUGGGACAGUUGUUCCCAGGACUCACUGAACUGCAGUCUCCGCAGCUGAGAGAAUGUGAGCAUCAGUGUAUUGGAAGCACCUGGCAGAGGAACUCGGUACCUUCUGGGCCUAAAGUGCCUCACUGUGUAUUAAGCAUGGUCAGCUCCAACAUAGUAAGGUCUGUUCAUAGGGAACAGGGGAGCCUUUGCCUUGGAAGUUACACUUACGGGUGAAAUUUACUUCUUAGAUCAACUAUGCAUUAGAAAAAAAGAAAUUAUACACACAAAAUUUAUCAUCUUAACUAUGUUUAAGUGUACAGUUCAGUGGUAUUAAAUACAUUCACAUUGCUAUACAGCCAUCACCACCAUCCACCUCCAGAGCUUUUUCAUCUUGUAGGAGCUGAAAUUCUCCCUUAAACACCAGCUCCUCAUUCCUCUCCUGAGAUCCUCCCCUGCCCCUGGCAACUACUGUUCUAUUUUCUGUCUUUAUGAUUUUGACUGCUCAUGUAAGUGGAGUCAGACAGUAUUUGUCGUCUUGUGACUGGCUAAUUUCACUUAGCAUAAUGUCCUUAAGGUUCAUCCAUGUUGUAGCAUGUGUCAAUUUCCUUUUUAAGGUUGAGUAAUAUUCCACUGUAUGUAUAUACCACAUUUUGCUUAUCCAUUCAUCUGUUGGACACUUGGGUUGCUUCCAUGUUUUAGCUGUUGUGAAUAAUACUAUGAACAUGGGUGUACAAAUAUCUCUUCAAAACCUUCAAGACCCUGCUUUCAAUUCUUUGGAUAUAUACCCAGAAGUGGAAUUGCUGGAUCAUGUGGCAGUUCUAUUUUUAAUAUUUUGAAGAAUCAGCAUUCUGAUUUCCACAGUGGCUGCACCAUUUUACAUUCCUAUAUGGGAAGAUGGGAUGGAAGUACUUAUCCCUAUCCUUUCCACUAAAUACAACCCUGGAUAUUUUAUAUAAAACAAACAUAAGACUGGAAGGUGGAGAGAAGAAAGACUGGCUGGGGACCUUGGGACCCAAUGAACGACUGGCAUUGAGUUCCCUGGGUUUUCUUUUUGCUUCAUAUAAGCCAAGCUGGGUGCUAGAGAAGCAGACCAACAACCAAAAAACCCAAGUGAGGACUGGAAAGGGGUUAGCUUAACGAAGACGGAAAGAAAACUAGUGAAACACCACGGGAAGAACUGCAGCCCCACCUUCACCAGUAAACGCCAAGUUGGGUCCUAGACUUCCAAUCCUUGCUAGGCUGUACUGGGGGCACCCCCAGAUCUCUGCAGGGGUGGAGUCAAGAGAAGGCCGGAUAGGGAGCUGGGACUUUAAGUUGAUGUCCGUGGAGGCCACGGGAGGAGAAAUGGGGCACCCCAGGCCCUCCCAACCAGGGUUUUAGUAGAGGUGUGGUGGGAUGAUGGAGCUCACUGCCACCCACACCUGGCAGUAAUGAAGCAGUGCCUUUUCAUGCCUGUCAGAGGAGGUGUGCUGUAGGAAGAUUUAAAUAAGAUCCAGAGUCUUCUUCCAAUGCAGGGGACACGGGUUCGAGCCCUGGUUCAGGAAGAUCCCACAUGCCGCGGAGCGGCUGGGCCCGUGAGCCAUGGCUGCUGAGGCUGCGCGUCCGGAGCCUGUGCUCCGCAAUGGGAGAGGCCACAACAGUGAGAGGCCCGCGUACCGCAAAAAAAAAAAGAUCCAGAGUCUUCUUAACAUAAUACCCAAAAUGUCCAUGUUUCAGUCAAAAGUCACUCAUACCAAAGAUCAGGAAAAUCACACCCUGAAGGAGAAAAGACAAUGGACAUCGACACCACGAUGACAGAGAUGUUAGAAUUAUUGACAGGGAUUUAAAAGUGGCCAUCAUAAAUGUGUUGAUGAGCAAUUAACACUGCAACAAGUCUCAGCAAGGAAAUAGAAAAUGUAAAGAACCAUUUAAAGUCAAAAAAUACAGGGCUUCCCUGGUGGCGCAGUGGUUAAGAAUCUGCCUGCCAAUGCAGGGGACAUGGGUACGAGCCCUGGUCUGGGAAGAUCCCACAUGCUGCAGAGCAACUAAGCCCGUGCGCCACAACUACUGAGCCUGCGCUCUAGAGCCUGCGCGCCACAACCACUGAGCCCAUGUGCCACAACUACUGAAGCCUGCGCGCCUAGAGUCUCUGCUCCGCAACAAGAGAAGCCACCAUAAUGAGAAGCCUGCACACUGCAACGAAGAGUAGUCCCUGCUUGCGGCAACUAGAGAAAGCCUGUGUGUAGCAACAAAGACCCAACACAGCCAAAAAUAAAUAAAUUUUUUAAAUGUAUUUAAAAAAAAAAAACAGGGAAUGCCCUGGAGGUCCAGUGGUUAGGACUUAGCUCUCUCACUGCUGGGGCUGUGGGUUUUAUCACUGGUCAGGGAACUAGGAUCCCACAAGCUGUGCGGUGCAGCCAAAUAAAGUUGAAAAAUACAAUUACCGCCCCUCCCCCCCAAUGGAGAAGAAUCAGUGAACUUGAAGUUAAAAAAUAGAAACUACCCAACCUGAACAGCAGAGAAAAUAGACUUAAAAAAUAAUAAUGAAGGACUAUGGGGACCUAUGGUACUAAAACAAAAAGUCUAAAGUUUGUGUCAUCAGAGUCCCGGAAGGAGAAAAGUAAGGGUGGGACUGAAAAGCAGUUGAAGAAAUAAUGGCUGUCAGGAGUUCCCUGGUGGCCUAGUGGUUAGGAUUCUGGGCUUUCACUGCUGUGGUCUGGGUUCAAUUCCUGGUUGGGGAGCUAAGAUCUCACAAGCCAUGUGGCAUGGCAAAAAAAAAAAACAAAAAACAGAAAGAAUGGCUGUGAGCUUCCCAGAAACGGCAAAAGAUGAAAACCUGCAUGGGACUUCCCUGGCAGUGGUUAAGACUCCACGCUUCCAAGGCAGGGGGCGUGGGUUCAAUCUCUGGUUAGGGAAUAAGAUGCCACGUGUCGCGCAGCAUGGCCAAAAGAUUAAAAAAAGAAAAAAUACCCCUGCAAAUUCAGAGAAGCCUAAACAAGGUAAACCUAACGAAAUGCACACCAAGACACAUCACAGCUAAACUGAAAACUAAAGAGAAUCUCAAAAGCAGCAAAAGAGAAAUGAUAUCUUACCUAUAAAGGGACAGGAGAUUCCUCAUCAGAAACCAUGAGGCCAGAGGGAAGUGGCACACUUCAAGUAGUGAAAGAAAAGUAUCGUCAACUGAGAAUUCUAUGUCAAGUGAAAAAUAUCCUUCAGAACGUAGAGGGGACUUAGACAUUCUUAGAUGUAGGAAAACUAGGAGAAUUUGUUGCCAGCAGUCCUACCCUAAAAGAAUGGCUAGGGCUUCCCUGGUGGCGCAGUGGUUGAGAACCUGCCUGCCAAUGCAGGGGACACGGGUUCGAGCCCUGGUCCGGGAGGAUCCCACAUGCCGCGGAGCAGCUAAGCCCAUGCGCCACAACUGCUGAGCCUGUGCUCUAGAGCCCACGCCUCAACUACUGAAGCCCAUGAGCCACAACUACUGAGCCCACGAGCCACAACUGCUGAAGCCUGCAUGCCUAGAGCCCAUGCUCCGCAACGGGAGAAGCCACCGCGAUGAGAAGGCCGCACACUGCAACAAAGAGUAGCCCUCACUCGCGACAACUAGAGAAAGCCCGUGCGCAGCAAUGAAGACCCAACACAGCCAAAAAUAAAUAAAUAAAUUUAUUUAUUUAUUUAAAAAAAAGAAUGGCUAAAGAAGAGCUCUGAACAUAAAGGAGAAAAUAAAAGAAGAAAACUUGGAGCAUCAAAAAGGAAGGAAGAAGGAACAGCAGAAAUAGUGAAACUUGGGUAAAUAUUUUCCUUCUUUUAUGUUUUCUAAAUUAUGGUUGAUGGUUGAAGCAAAAAUUAUAAAAUUGAUGUUCUCAAUGUAUGUAAAGGAAAUAUUUAAAACAAUUACUUUAUAAAUGGGAAAGUACUAAGGGAUAUCAAGAGAAGGAAGGUUUCUACGCUUAGAAAUGUCAACAACAUUGAUAAAAUGUCAACAGUAUUCUGUGGUAACUUAUGUGUAUUUAAUGUAAUUCUUAGAACAACUUCUAAAAAAAGAUAAUAUACCCCAAAACACUAUAGAUAAAUCAAAAUGGAAUUCAAAAAAAAAAAUUCAAGUAACCCACAGGAAGGCAGAAAAAAGAAAAGAACAGAAAACAAAAAAGAUGGGAGACUCAAGCCCUAACAUCACUAAUUCUAUUAAGUGCAAGUGGUCUAAAUAUAUCUAUUGAAAGACAGAGAUUGGCAAAGUGGAUGAAAAAGUGUGACUUAACUACAUGCUAUCUACAAGAAACUCACUUCAAAUAUAACUAUAAGGUUGAAAGUAAAAGGAUAGAAAAAUAUAUCAUGCAAACAAUCAAAAAAGAAGUAGGUAUAUUAAUAUCAGAUAUAUUAGACUUCAGAGCAAAGAAAAGUUACCAGGGACAGGGAGGGACACUAUAUAAUGAAAAAAGGGUCAACCCACCAAGCAGGUACAAUCCUAAAUGUGUAUUUACGAAACAACAGAGCUGCAAAACUGGUACAAGAACUGAUAGAAUUGAAAGAAGAAUAGCAGAUCCACACUUCCACUGGAGACUUCAACACCUCUCUCUUAACAAUAGGUAGAACAGCUGGACAGAAAACCAGUAAGGAUGUAGAAGAACUUAACAACACUAUCAACCAACAUGAUCCAAUUAAUACAGAAUACCUCACCCAACAAAAGAAGACACAUUCUUUUCAAAUAUCCAUGGAAUGUAUACAAAGAUAGUCCAUAUCCUGGCCCAUAAAACAAAAGUCAACAAAUGUGAAAGAAUUGAGACCAUACAAGCUCCUUGGUCACAGUGGAAUCAAUAAUCCCUGGGUUAAAGAUUGAAAGCUUUCCCUCUAAGAUCAAAGGCAAGACAAGGAUGUCCACUUUCACCACUUCUAUUUAACUUUGUACUGGAAGUUCUAGCCAGGGGGUUCAGUGCGGGGGAAAAAAACAUCAGAUUGAAAAGAAAGAAGUAAAUUCAUCUCUAUUUGUAGAUGGCAUUGUCUUGUAUAUAGAAAAUGCUAAGUAAUCCACUAAAAGGCAACUAGAACUAAUAAACACAGCAAGGUUGCAGGAUAUCGAUACACUUGCAAUGAAAAAUCUAAAAAUCACAAGAAAAUAAACAAUUCCACUUAGCAUAGAAUCAAAAAGAAUAAACUACUUAUACAUAAAUGUAACAAGUGUUAGAAUACUUAUACAUAAAUAUAACAAGGGUUAAACGCAUAGUCUGAAAACUAUAAAACAUAUUUUUAAAGAAUUUAAAGGGACCCUGAGUAGCCAAAAGAGUCUUGAAAAAGAAUUGAAGGACUCACACUUCCUGAUUUCAAAAUUUAAGUACAAAGCUAUCAAGACAGUGUGGUAAUGGGACUUCCCUGGUGGUCCAGUGGUUAAGACUCCACACUACCAAUGCAGGGGAUGUAGGUUUGAUCCCUAGUCGGGGAACUAAGAUCCCACGUGCCGUGUGGCGUGGCCCCAAAAAAAACCCCAACUAUUAAAGUAUAGAAAGUCUUGAAAACGGAAGAAAAUUCUUUUUUUAAAAAAAUUUAUUUACUUUUGGCUGUGUUGGGUCUUCGUUGCGGUGCAUGGGCUUCUCACUGAGGUGGCUUCUCUUGUUGCAGAGCACAGGCUUUAGGCACGCAGGCUCAGUAGUUGUGGCUCACGGGCUCUAGAGUGCAGGCUCAGUAGUUGUGACGCACGGGCUUAGCUGCUCCGUGGCAUGUGGGAUCUUCCUGGACCAGGGCUCAAACCCGUGUCCCCUGCAUUGGCAGGCGGAUUCUUAACCACUGAGCCACCAGGGAAGCCCAAGAGAAAAUUUAAAAAAAAAAUAGUAUGGUACUAGUAUAAGAAUAGACAUAUAGAUCAAUGGAAUGCAGUGGAGAGUCCAAAAGUAAGCCUCACAUAUCCGGUAAAUUAAUUUUUUUUUUGGCUGCGUCUGGUGGCUUGCAGUAUUUUAGUUCCCCGACCAGGGGUCGAACCCGUGCCCCAUGUAGUGAAAGCGUGGAGUCCUAACCACUGGACCACCAGAGAAUUCCCCUGGUCAAUCAAUUUUUGACAAGGGUGCCAAGACAAUUCAGUGAGGAAAAAGAAUAGUCUUUUCAACAAUGGUGCAGACAACUGGAUAGCCACAAAAAAUAAAUUUCAUCAAAAUUUAAAAAUCUGUGCUUUAAAGGACACCUUUGACAAAAUGAAAAGACAACUCAGGAGAUACGAGAAGAUGUUUGCAAAUCAUAUAUCUGAUGAGGGAAUUGUAUUCAGAAAAGAUGAAUAACGGAAGCUCAGCAAUAAAAGGACUGGGAUUUCCCUGGUGGUCCAGUGGUUAAGACUCUGUGCUCCCAAUGCAGGGGGCCCAGGUUUGAUCCCUGGUCAGGGAACUAUAUCCCGCGUGCUGCAGCCAAGACCCAGCACAGCCAAAUAAAUAAAUAUAUAGUUUAAAAAAUAAAAAUAAAAGGACAAAUAACCUCCCAAAAUGAGCAAAGGAUUUGAAUAGACAUUUCUCAAAAGAAAAAAAAAAAAGAUACACAAAUGGCCAACAAGCACAUGAAAAGAUGCUCAAACUCAUUAGUCAUUAGGGAAAUUAAAUCAAACUCCAGUAAGAUACCACUUCGGUACAGUACCUUCCAGUAAGAUACUUCUAAUGAAAGAUAGAUAAUAACAAGUCAUGGUAAGGAUGUGGAGAACUUGGAAACCUCAUACAUUGCUGGUGGGAUUUUAAAAUGGGACAGUCACUUUGGAAAACAGUCUGGCUGUUCCUCAAAAAGUUAAACAAAGAGUUACCAUAUAACCAAGAAAUUCCACUCCUAGAUAUAUACCCAACAGAAAUUAAAACAUGUCUGCACAAAACUUGUACAUGAAUAUUCAUAGCAACAUUAUUCAUAACAGCCAAAAGUAGGAACACCCAUAUGUCCAUUGACAGAUGAAUGGAUAAAGAAAAUGUGGUAUAUACAUACAAUGAAAUAUUAUUCAGCCUUAAAAAGACAGGAACUUCUGAUACAUGCUACAACAUUAAUUAACCUUGAAAACAUGGCAAGUGAAAUAAGAUGCAAGAGGACCUUAUAUGAAGUACCUAAUGUAGUCAAACUCAUAGAAACAGAAAGUAGAAUAGUGGUUAACAGGGACUGGGAAAAGGGGAAAGCAGGUACAGACGUUAAAUUUGGGAGAGUGAGAAAGUUCUGGAGGUGGAUAAUGGGGACAGUUGCACGACAAUGUGAAUGUACCAAAUGCCACUACAUUGUACACUUAAAAGUGAUUAAAAUGGUAAGUUUUAUGUUUAUUUUACCACAAUUUUAAAUAAAGGAAUGAAGUACUGAUACAUGCUGCAACAUGGAUGAACCUUGAAAAAAUUAUGCUAAGCAAAGGGAGCCAGUCACAAAAGACCACAUAUUGUACGUUUCCAUAUAUAUGAAAUGUCCAGAAUAAACAAGUCCACAGCAACUAGUGGUUACCAGGGGCUGAAGGCAGAAGGAGAAGACUGGGUGGCUGGUAAUGGAUAUGGGGUUUCUUUUUAGGAUUCUCAAAAUGUUCUAGAAUUAGAUAGCAGUGAUGGUGGCACAACCUCAUGAAUAUACUAAAACCCACCGAAUUACAUACUUUGAAACAGCGAGUUUUAUGGUAUGUGAAUUAUAUCUCAAUAAAGCUGUUAUGAAAAACGUA
Molecule: messenger RNA, 11227 nt
Organism: Globicephala melas (long-finned pilot whale)
Lineage: Eukaryota; Metazoa; Chordata; Mammalia; Artiodactyla; Delphinidae
Gene: POLDIP3
Product: DNA polymerase delta interacting protein 3
Biological process (GO): poly(A)+ mRNA export from nucleus
Cellular component (GO): nuclear speck; nucleus
Molecular function (GO): mRNA binding
Source: RefSeq, a predicted model, not a curated record